Messenger RNA from Fusarium vanettenii 77-13-4, 6744 nucleotides. RefSeq lists its product as uncharacterized. Gene Ontology annotation, biological process: fatty acid biosynthetic process; secondary metabolite biosynthetic process. The record is from RefSeq and is a predicted model, not a curated record. Gene Ontology annotation, molecular function: oxidoreductase activity; fatty acid synthase activity. The transcript has 6 exons. NCBI's taxonomy places the organism in Eukaryota, Fungi, Ascomycota, Sordariomycetes, Hypocreales, Nectriaceae. Bases 1 to 6744 code for a protein of 2247 amino acids.
AUGCCCUCUGCUUUUCCACAAACCCCUAUCCCCAUUGCCAUUAUUGGCAUGGGCUGCAGACUACCCGGAGGUGCAGACAACCCCUCAAAGCUCUGGGACCUCCUCUCCAACGACCGCACAGCCUGGCAAGAUGUGCCUCCAGAUCGUUGGAACUGGGAGUCCUUUCACCACCCUUACUCAGAUUCCCAAGAGGGCCACAACCAACGUGGUGGUCACUUUAUCCAACAAGACAUUGGUGCUUGGGAUGCCAAGUUCUUUGGUGUUUCCCCCAAUGAAGCCAAAGCCAUUGAUCCACAACAGCGUAUCCUUCUCGAGACUUCAUAUGAGGCUCUGGAGAAUGCUGGUAUCCCACUUGAGAGCAUCCGUGGAUCUGACACGGCUGUUUACGUCGCGACUUUCAGUCAAGACUGGGAAACGAUGAUGAUGAAGGACACACACAACCUGGCCAAGUACCAUGUAACCGGAACUCACAAGGCCAUUGUGGCCAACCGCAUUUCAUACCUCUUUGACCUGAAGGGGCCCUCACUUUCCUUGGAUACGGCGUGCUCUGGAGGUCUGGUGGCACUUCACCAGGCUUGUCAGGGUUUUCGAAAUCGAGAAUCAAAAAUCGCCCUUGUUGGAGGGACUAAUCUCAUUCUGUCUCCGGAGUUUAUGUUUGGAAUGAGCUUUCUUAAUAUGCUUAAUGACGACGGCAAGAGUUACUCUUUUGACGAGCGUGGCUCUGGCUAUGGCCGAGGAGAAGGUGUUGCUACUCUUGUUCUGAAGCGUCUCGAUGAUGCUCUUCAGGACGGCGACCCCAUCCGUGCUGUGAUCCGCAACACUGGUGUCAACCAAGACGGCAAGACAAACGGCAUCACAUACCCAAGCGCGGAAUCUCAAGAGAUGCUCACAAGAGCGGUCUACCGUCAAGCAGGCCUUGACCCAACAGAGACGGCCUACGUGGAGGCUCAUGGUACUGGGACGAUUGCUGGCGACAAGAUUGAACUUGGCGCCAUUCAAAAGGUGUUUUGUCCCAACAAGAACUCUGAGCUCUACGUUGGCAGCGUCAAGGCAAACAUGGGACAUCUUGAGUGUACUAGCGGGAUUGCCGCAGUCAUCAAGACUGCUUUGAUCUUGGAGAAGGGGUAUAUCCCUUCUGUGCCGAGCUUGGUCAACUUGAAGAAAAGCUUGCGGGAUAUUGAAAAGAAUGGAAUCAAGAUACCCCAGCAGCUACAGCCGUGGCCAUCAAAUGCUGUCCGCAGAGCGUCCGUGCAAAAUUUUGGUUUUGGUGGAACAAACGCUCACGUUAUCCUCGAGGCCUUGGACGCCUCUCCUCGAACUAAUGGGAUAUCUCAUGCCAACGGCAUCAACCACUUGGAGAAGCGCAUGGAGCCCCCUCGACUCUUUGUCUUUUCGGCCAAGUCUAAAGACUGUCUGCGUUUGAACCUCGGCGAAUUUCAGAAAUGGGUGAGCUCGCGUCAGGAGACGCUCCAUCUCGGCGAUCUCGCCCAUACCCUGGCAAGCCGCAGAAGUCUCAUGACUUGGAGAGCCAGCUACGUUGCCUCAUCAGCCAAAGAUUUGGCUUCGUCUUUGGAACGCCUGUCGUUGACGAGAUCUUCGCGACACCCACCGGUUGUCUUCCUCUUUACUGGCCAAGGCGCUCAAUGGUUUGCUAUGGGUCGCGAGCUCUUGCAGGCCGCCAGUCCAUCGGUCUUUCGAGACUCCAUCUUCAAGUCUGAUGAGAUUUUGAAGUCUCUUGGCCUGACAUGGAGUCUGGUCGAGGAACUCCAGCGAGACAAGGCGUCUACACAGAUCGACAAGAGCGAAUAUGCGCAGCCAGCCAGCACCGCAAUUCAGGUCGCCCUUGUCGACCUUAUGAAGCAUCUUGGCGUCUUACCAGAGGCUGUCGUCGGCCACUCAAGUGGAGAGAUUGCAGCGGCCUACUCGGCUGGGGCUUUGACGCACGAGGAAGCUCUGACUGUCUCAUUUUGUAGAAGCCAGAUUGCUUCUUGGUGUCAUGAGAUGAUUCCUACCCGAGGUGCCAUGCUUGCGGCUGGUCUUGGCGAGGCUUCAAUCUUGCCUUACAUUCAACAGCGUGGAAUCGUAUCGGUCGCAUGUAUCAACAGCCCAGUCAGCACGACCUUGACUGGCGAUAAGGAAGCAGUUGAGGAUGUGCAGCAACUCCUCGAAAAGGCUUCUGUUUUCAACCGGCUUCUCAAAGUUGACACUGCCUACCAUAGCCACCACAUGAGGACCGUGGCCCCCAGAUACCUAGACGCACUUGUUCGCGGGACCACCCUCUCAUCGAGGGGAGUCCGCUUCUUUUCCUCCGUCACCAUGAUGGAAAAAACGUUCGGAUUCGGCUCCGAAUACUGGGUCAAGAACCUCGUAUCGCAAGUUCGAUUCAAUGAAGCUCUCGAGAGUCUCUGCCGGUGCCUCCGCCAAGAGAAUUCAGGCAUUAUGAAUCCCGUCUUCAUUGAGAUUGGUCCUCAUGCGGCCCUCAAGGGCCCGUUUGGACAAACCCUCAAGGCUCUGAACCUUGCCAACUUUGACUACGAGUACACAUCAGCUUUGGUUCGUCUUCAGGAUGCCCGCCAGUCCGUCCUUUCUGCGGUCGGAAAGGUGUUUGAACUUGGCUACCCUAUCAAUGUCGACACUGCCAACUUUCUCGGAUCGCCAGCACUCCCCGCAAAAGUCAUUACGGAUCUCCCAACUUAUUGCUGGGAUCAUUCCGCCAAGUACUGGCAUGAAUCUCGACUCAGCAAGGAGUAUCGGCUGCGUCAGCAUCCGUAUCAUGACAUUUUGGGCCUGCGUGUCAUCAGCGGCAACUCGAUUGAUCCUACCUGGCGACAAAUUCUCAGCGUUGAUCGACAGCCAUGGCUCGCCGACCACGUUAUUGACGGUUUCAAGAUCUUUCCAGGAUCAGGCUAUGUCUGCAUGGCCAUUGAAGCAGUAUGGCAACUUGCUGAGGAUAGCAAGAAAGCCGACAAGGUCAGUCACAUCAGACUGCAGAAUGUCCGCUUCAUCAAGGCCCUCGUGAUCCCGGAUAGCCCGGAGACUGUUGAAGUCCAAAUCAUUCUUCGCCGAGGUCCCGAAAGCUGGCGUGAGUUUGUUGUUGCGGCACUUUCCGCAGAAGGACAGUGGUCUGAGCACUGCCGAGGUCUAAUCACGGCUGAGUACGGCUCCCAAGAAAACGAAGUCGAGGGAACCCGAGAGGAGGACAUCGCUUCGGAUAUGAGGGCCCAGUGGGUGCAAAACACUCGCGAAUCUUGCAAGAACGAGGUCGACCAUGAUACCAUCUACUCCAACCUCGAGCGAAACGGAAAUGUCUACGGUCCAACAUUUGCUGACAUUGUCCAUUUGAACCUCGGUGAUCAUGAAGCGGUCGCAACGGUCCGUGUCCCGGAUGUCCAAAGUCACAUGCCUGGUCAGUUCAUGCAGCGUCACCUCAUUCAUCCAACCACUUUGGACGCAAUCACGCAUGUCUUUUUACCCCUCCAAGCCAUCUAUCACAAGUCGGGAUCUGUCAUGCCCACUUCCAUCCGAGAGAUCAUUAUUUCACCGACUGUUCCAAACCAAGCUGGACGAGAACUCGAGGUCGUGGUUGGCUUGCUUGCCACUGGAGCCAAGAUUGCCGUCCUUGAAAAGGGCGAGACAGAUCUACGGGCGGAGCCAGUUGUGAGUAUGUCUAACCUUGAGACUGUGGUGAUCGGAGAGGGGCAAAAGUCGCCUGAUGAGCAUCAUGAGCGAAAUACUGUUCUUCACGUCGACUGGGAGACAGACGCCGAUUUCUUCUCAGGACCAUCACUGAGACCUACGACACCACCUGGAAACGCAGCUGUCGAUCACCAUGUCAUCCUCGCACGAGGUGCAGCUCUGCACAUCAGAUCGUGCAUCAACAACAUUUCUCGAGAUGAUGAGGCAUUUGAUCCAUCAGCCUUGACAGGUUACCGAAAGCAUCUCUUCAAAUGGAUGCAGGAUUACAACUCGUCGCAAGCGAGCAAGAUGCUACUAGCCGACGUCUCCAUGAUCUCGGCUAUCGAGAUCCUCUCGUCGCUCCCGAAGCUAAGUGUGGAGGGAGAUCUCCUCUCCACAAUCGGCCCGAAUUUGAUCUCCAUCGUCAAAGGAGAAAUGGAUCCUUUGCCACUGCUCCUCGAAAAGGGCAGACUCGGUCAAGUUCAAGAAAACAUCGAGACGGGACGGAAACUUGCCGUCCACGUCAGCCAGUAUCUUUCGUCUUAUGCGAUUAAAAGACCUCGCAUGAAGAUUUUGGAGAUCGGAUCGAGCACUGGUUUCCUUACCGGUGAUAUCCUCCAAGCGUUCGAAGGGCGGAACAUACAAUCUUAUGAGUUGACCGAUGUGUCGCUUUCGCUUUUACAGCAACUGAAGUCUUCCUUUGCUCAGCAUGAGGGCGUCAACUUCAAGGCUCUCGACAUCAACCUAGAUCCGCUGAGCCAGGGAUUUGGGCCCGACUCUUACGAUGUGGUCAUUGUUAACAACGUGCUGCGCAUCGCCAACUCACUUGAUGAGGCUGUCCAGAAUGCACGCAAGCUUUUGGUCCCUGGCGGCUCUCUCGUUCUCCUUGGGAUGAGGGACCCAUCGCCAACAUACGACCUCAUUUUUGGUAUAAUGGAAAGCAUGUGGUCGAAAUUCUUAGGUCAAUACUCCGAACAACUGCCACUCCCUUCACCAGCUGAGUGGGAGCAGGUCCUUGCGGCCAACAGCUUCAGCGGUCUUGAACCAGCGACAAAGACGUUUGACAGGGUUGGCCAGUCCUGUUACUGCAUCAUCUCAACUGCCCUUGCUUCUACAGCCCACAAGAGAAUGCCAGUCAAUAUCAUCACCAACACCGAAGGGAAACUCCUGAACUUUGCCGGCCAAUUUUCAUCGAUCCUAGCCGCUAAUGGUAUGGGCUCAUCCAUUUCUGGUCUCACUCAGCACAAAAUCGUCCCCGAGUCUCUUUACGUGGUUCUCGACGAGGGAUCCGAUCCACUCUUGGCCAACCCGUCCUCGGCAAGAUUCUCAGAGCUCAAGACACUUGCCCUCAAGGCCAAGUCUGUUCUCUGGGUCAGCAUGAGAGCAGAUGGCGCAAACUCCUCCUCGGGGGCCGACAUGAACAUGGUGACUGGCUUCACGCGGGUUGCACGCAAAGAGAACGAAUCGUUGAAGCUGGUUUCGCUAGUCGUGAAGCAAGACUCUCCUGCGAACUUGGAGAUUUUGCGUGUCAUGCUUCGUAUCAUGGACAUUUCUUUCCAUCAGCAGAGAGGUUCUACCUGCGAGCUAGAGUAUGAGUACAGCGAUGGCAGAGUGCUCGUUCCCCGAGUGAGGGCGGCGACGAACUAUCAGCGAUGGAUUCAAAGCAAGACAGACGAGACCACGACAGACACCACACUGUUCUUCUCACCAGAGAGACCUCUGAGGAUGGAGAUUGUAACACCUGGGCUGCUGAGUAGCGUUCGGUUCACCGAUGAUGAGCCCCGUGGAAUCUUGGGCCCAUUCGACGUUGAGGUCGCAGCCAAAGCUUAUGGGGUGAACUCAACCGACGUGGACACAGCUCUCGGCCAUGUCAGCGCGCAAGUCAAAGCAACAGCAGUCUCAGAGUGGGCUGGUAUAAUCACUGCUGUCGGAACUGGCCUUCGUGAGCAUUGGGAGGUCGGAGACAGAGUGUUUGGUCUCGGAGGCACGGCUCCAUUUGCGAGUACUCUGAGCAUUCCAAACCCGACUCUUAUGCGCAAGAUGCCGGUUUCAGCGACGUUUUCUGAAGCUGCCUCACUCCCAAUGGCUUUCGUCACCGCGCACCAUGCGCUCUCCAACGCUGCAAGACUUGAGACUGGCCAGAGUGUUCUGAUCCACGCUGCAGAUGAACCAACUGGUCAAGCUGCCAUCAUGAUGUCGCAGAUGAUGGGCGCCGAGAUCUUUGCCACCGUCAAAGACGCUGCCGGGAGGAAAUUGAUCAGUGACGAACUCCACAUUCCAGAAAGUCACAUAUUCUCGAGCCAAUUUUCCACCUUCAGAGAAGGCGUCAUCCGCCAGACAGCCGGAAAGGGCGUCGACGUGAUCCUCAACUCCCUUGGAGGCUCCAGGUUCGAAGACAGUUGGGCAUGCCUCGCGAGUUUCGGUACAUUUAUUGACAUUGGAUACGGUGACAGUCCCUUGACGAUGACGACGUCCGACAAGAACGCUGUUUUUGUGUCGCUCAACUUGGGGCUUCUCGUCCAUCGUCGACGGCAAGUCAUUGGAGAGGUCCUGGACAAGGUCAUGGAACUUUUCAGCAAUGGUCGCCUGAGACUUGUUUCUCCAAUCAUCAAGAUGCCCAUUUCGGACAUUGAGGACGCUUUCCGACUGCACUCCAAGACCCAGGGCAAGAUCGUCUUGGAGGCUGAUGACGGAGCUCUAGUCAAGGCCACAGUCCCUCGACCAGCGCCCUUGAAGCUUUCUUCAGACGCGACUUAUGUAAUUGCUGGAGGUCUGGGAAACCUCGGGUUGAAGAUUUGUCCUCUGCUGGCAUCUCACGGUGCAAAGCACAUUGUAGCCUUGAGCAGGAGUGGUGCAACGAGGCACUCAGGCCACCGAGAAGCUUUGAAGAAAGAGCUCGAGGCUCUCGGUGCCAAGCUCUAUCUCCCGGCUUGCGAUAUCACUGAUGGAGACAAGGUCCAAGAGGUGGCGGAGUGGUGUAUGGAGAAUCUACCUCCCGUCAGGGGCGUCAUUCAGUCAGCCACAGUCUUCCAGGUUUGUUCCAACACCCUUUUUCUGCACAAGUAUUAA